AUGGUGGAGGAUCCCUGGUGGGCGGUGGAGGCGGCGGGGCGUCUCGGCCAAAUGGGUUAUCUUGCAUCUUACAAGGGGACAAAAUACCAUAUACCAGAGUUUCGUAAUUCCACAAUGCCCAGAGGUACGAAAGAGACCUUCAAUUUUGCUCAUUCUUCACUUGGCCUUUGGAGUUUUAAAAAUGAAGUGGAGGAUGUUGUUGAAAGUGCCAAGCUACCCACCGGCAAAGAGGAACUCAUCGCCGCCAUAUCGUGGCACCAAUACUACUCCAACUCCUCCGCGUCUUUCACCUACGGCAGCAACGUCCACUCCUACGACCCCUACUUCGACGACGACGGCGACGUCAAGCCGGCCGUGGUGGAGCACUGGCGCCGCGACCAGGCGGCCUACGGCUUUCCCUGCGCGGUGGAGGACGACGUCAAGCCGGCGAGGCCCGCGAAGCAGCGCCGGGCUCCGGCGGGAGGAGGAGCAGGGGGUCGCCGCGUCCACGAUGGAGACGACGGGACCGUGCUCUCCUGGCCCGCGGCGGAGCAGUUCCGCUCCACGCUGCGCACGCAGGAGUCCCUCGCCGGCCUCCGCGCCAGGCCGCGUGCGACCCGCCGCCGCCGCCCAGGGGCCGCGGCGGGGCGGGCCGCGUCGGCGGUGCCGAUCUGCGUGUACGCGCAGGCGUUCGCUGCGGGGAUGCGCCUGCCGCUGCACCCGUUCGUCGCCGGCGCCCUCGCGCACUACGGCAUCGCGCCGUCGCAGCUGGCACCCAACGGCUGGCUCGUCCUCGUCGCCUUCACCGUGCUCUGCCAUUUCCGCGGCGCGGGGGCGCCGUCGCUGCCCGUGUUCCGCCACUUCUUCGGCCUGGCGCCACUGCCCAAGGCUAAGGGCUGGUACUCCUUCCGCGGCAGGGAGAGCGUGCCGGCGCUCUUCACGGGGCUCCCCAACUCCACCAAGACGUGGAAGGAGGAGUUCCUGCUCGUGUCGCCGCCGCCCAGCGCGCCGUGGCGCUGCCCCGUGCGCUGGGGCGAACCAUCCAAGGAGGCCACCAGCGACCCGGUGCUCACCGAGGCGGAGGCGGCCGUGGCGCGCCGCCUGGCGCAGGGUCACGGCGUCGUCGACCUCAAGACGUAUCUGUCCGAGAGCAACCUCGUCGCCGCCAAGAUAAGCCGCGUGCCAGCGUGCUCUGGGACGGAGGCUUCCCGCGUCCAGCCAUCGCCCCCGGCCAAGAAGAAGAAAGCGGUGGCAGCGGCGGCUGUUGGUGCUGGUGGUGGACCUAGCGGAGAUACUCUUCGUUCAGAGCUUCAGGCGAAGGAAAGGGCUCUCGCGCAGGCCAAGGGCAAGAUCAGUAAGCUGGAGGAGGAGCUGGGCAAGGCCAAAGCGAGGGAACUCGCCGAGGCACGGCAGGCAUUGGCGUACGAGCGGCAGCUCAGGAUGCAGGUGAUCAAGGCUGAAGGCGGCAAGGGUGCCGGGGCCGGCAAGCGUCGCCGUGGCGCCCAGUGAUCCACAUCGACGUCGUUCUGCACGCCCCAGCCCGCAGCUCGACGCGAGCCGGCGAUCGAGACCUACAAUGGUUUCCUGUUUCCUCAUUUUGUAGCAUUUUGGGAAGGUCUUUUUAGGAGUCCGCUACAGGUUUCUGCAUAACCUGCAUUGACGACAAUGGGAAGGUCACCGUCGAACGAAUAUCCAGUAGGAUAUGUGUUUUUUGCCAAAUUCCAUUCUUGCAUUGCCAACAAAACUAGUUGAACACUUGAAAUUGCUUACAAGUAUGGACCUUACAUGCGAGCACGUUUCUAAGAUGGUACGUGUGCUGGCCCAUGCCUGAUU
This is a messenger RNA of Panicum hallii, 1812 nucleotides long. RefSeq lists its product as uncharacterized. Bases 1 to 1488 code for a protein of 495 amino acids. Lineage: Eukaryota; Viridiplantae; Streptophyta; Magnoliopsida; Poales; Poaceae. The record is from RefSeq and is a predicted model, not a curated record. The transcript has 5 exons.